Molecule: messenger RNA, 1044 nt
Organism: Gordionus sp. m RMFG-2023
Lineage: Eukaryota; Metazoa; Nematomorpha; Gordioida; Chordodea; Parachordodidae
Product: pseudouridylate synthase RPUSD4, mitochondrial-like
Exons: 8
Coding region: 285-1016 (243 amino acids)
Source: RefSeq, a predicted model, not a curated record
UUUCAUCACAUGUGAAUGUCAAAACGCAGCCAUCAGAAAGGAUUUACCAUUAUAAUCCACAUCUUAUAGAAUGGAAUGAUAGGGAGAAUUUAUUACGACUAAUAGUAGAUAAUAUUAUUUAUAAUAAAGACGGAAUUAUCGCUAUCAAUAAACCCUGUGGAUUACCAAUUUCGGGGUCAAGUGCAACGAUAACUGAGAAACAUGACAUAACUCCACCCGAAGUGUUAACUUUAUCUGACAUAGCUCCAGAUUUAUGUAAACAUUUACAAAUCAAUGAUAUAAUUAUGGUUAAAUCAUUAUUGAGAAAAUAUUCUGGUAUUAUAUUGUUAUCCACUGAUAAAAUAAUUGCUGAAAAGUUACAAAAAGCACUGUCCUAUAAUAAAUGUCAAAAAUUGUAUAAUCAAAUAUUCUGGGCCUUAUGUGUUGGUGUACCAGUUGCUGGAUUUUCUAAUGGGCAAAAGGAUAUUUACCUAAAAGAAAUUAAGACCAAGGAAAAUAUUAAUAGAUAUACGAUGACAGAUCAGAUCAGUAAUUCUCUCAUAACCAGGAGGGAAGUUCACAAGCACGACAUAGCCUGCGAAUGUAUUUCGCGCAAUGACGAUACCAAUUCAUCUUACUUUAAAUUUUCCACUAAUUCAAUUAAGCAUCAUUGCCUCAACAUAUUCGCUGCUCAGAAAUUGUUAUGCCCAAUCCUCGGAGACCAUUUCUACUCCCAGCAGCUGAAAUUUCUGAACACUUUUAAUAGCCGAGUCUUGAUUCAUCCAUCCGAAUGUGAAUACAAAUCGCAGCAUUUGCCUCCUCAAACCAAACGAGCUUUGUCGCCAUUGUUUCCCAAAAUAGACUCGCCUAAUUCUUCUAGCGGCCAGACCUACGAUAUCCCUUGCAUGCUUCAUCUGGGUUCCUUGACUCUCAGAAUUCCUUGGGUAAAUGAUAGCAAUUCUGCAGAAGAUUUAACUAUCAGCUGCCCACCACCGCCCCUUUUCACCAAAACUAAAAGCUUAUUGGAACUCGACUAAAUUUUUCCUGAUUAACUUUAAUCGUGAA